AUGGAGCUCGGAUCUGUACACAACAACAACAACAACGCUCCUCCAACUGCUUUCACUACCACACAUACAGCGCCAGUAGCUGCUGGAGGGCCUCUCACCUCAGAAUCCUAUAAAGAGCUCGAUAUCGACUCUGAGCCCCUCUCCACAAAGCCCGUUCGACGCCCAACGGGUUGGAUGACAUCGUUGGCCAACAAGUUCAAGGGCCGCGGCGCCAUGGUCCCAAAAACUGGAAAUCGUAUCAUUCCCAUCUCCUCCUCUCGCUCCACGCCCUUGAUCCAGCCAGAGACGGGUAAACCAUUUGUCUCCAACGCCGUCACCACUGCUCGCUAUACCCUCUGGGAUUUCCUGCCCAAACAGCUCUAUGCGCAGUUCUCAAAGAUCGCCAACGUCUACUUCUUGUUCGUCGCCUCGCUCCAGAUGGUGCCCGGCUGGUCCACCACCGGCCAGUAUACAACGUUGGUGCCGUUGGUCCUCUUCCUGUCGAUUGCAAUUGCGCAUGAAGGAUAUGAUGAUCUUAGGAGACAUCGGCAGGAUUCCGGUGAGAACAACCAGCCUGCCAACGUCUUUCGGAGCUACCGGAAUGCGACCAAUUCGAUCUCGUCCCAUACUCAGCAGCCCUCCACAGCCUCUGCAUCCGCAUACCCUUUGCCCACAUCCGCUUCCUCUCGCCGUCCUUUCAACUCGUUCACUAGCGAGUCUCCAGCUUCGCCUGCAGAACUCUCCAUCACCAUCCCAUUGACCCCAGCAACAGUCACCCCAACGCCAAAUCUCGCCGUCUUUCAACAGAUAAAGUGGAAGGAUCUGGCGGUGGGAGACAUUAUCCGAGUGGAUCAGAAUGACUGGGUGCCCGCCGACCUUAUCCUGCUGCACUCGUCCGGCCCAGACGGAGGUUGUUAUGUUGAAACGGCGGCUCUCGACGGAGAAACGAAUCUGAAGCAGCGCCAGGCCUUGAAAGUGACCAACGAGAUGAUCCAAACUCCUGAAGAUAUUGCCACGUUCACAGGUUGCGCCCACACCGAACAGCCCAACCAGGAUCUGUACAACUUCGAAGGUUACUUGCAAGUCGGUCAGGGAAGAAACCAGCCCCGAUACCCCCUCAGCAUCAACCAGAUUCUGCUCCGUGGCACCAUCCUCCGUAACACCCCAUACAUCUACGGUCUCAUCGUCUUUUCGGGAGAAGACACCAAGAUUCGACAAAACGGCUCAAAGAAUGUGCGCACCAAGGCACCAAGCAUGCAACGCCUCAUCAACAAGGUCAUCAUCGUCAUCUUCAGCAUCGUCAUCUUUUUGUCCGCCCUCUGCACCGUUCUCAGCGCAGUCUGGACCACUCGUAAUUCCAAGCCCGGUCAUUUGGCAUGGUAUCUCACAGCCAAGAACGCGAUGAAGAGCGACACUGCUUCGAUUCUUUUUGGUUACAUUGUGCUCUUCAACACUAUGAUCCCUAUCUCGCUCUACGUCACCAUGGAGUUGGUCAAGCUGCUGCAGGCGUACUUUAUUCACCACGACAUCGAGAUGUACGACCCCGUCUCCAACACUCCAGCCGAAGCUAGAACAACAGUUAUCAACGAAGAACUGGGACAAGUCAGCUAUCUGUUCUCCGAUAAGACAGGAACCCUGACGGAGAACAUCAUGGUCUUUCGAAAGUUCUGUGUCGCUGGUCACUCGUUCAACCAUGACCUGGACCCGGAAUCGAUCAUAGCCGCCGCUAAAACCGCACAAGAGAACCAAGAAAUUGCUGUAUCUACAGGACAUGAUCACAGUGCCGAUGGAUCCGAGGACACUCAUCGCCGCCACAAAUACAGGAGCAAAGCGGGAAAGGUGGUCGGAAAACUCAAGCGGUCUUCUCGCCACGCCAGCCAGCGUUCAGCAUCAGGAUACCAGAGUUUGGGUGGCAAGGAUGCCCACGCAGACCGCGACCAAUCCCGCUCAGGACAAUACCCGGACAGCAUUCACGCCGGCAACAUGCCUUCCUAUGUCGAGACCAUCGUCCCAUGUACCCCAACCUCUCAGCUGGUUCCCUUUUUGCGCUCUGGAACACGACAUGUCAUGGCCGACAGGAUCCGUUUCUUUUUGCUAUCCAUGGCGCUCUGCCACGAUGCUGUACCCGAGCUGAUGGACGAAUCAGACCCUACGAGUUUCAAGUACCAGGCGGCCAGUCCUGACGAGAAUGCCUUGGUCGCCGGCGCCAUGGAGUUGGGUUACGUCUUUCUCGAACGCAGUCGAGGAGGCAUUCGCGUCCGAUCCAUGCCCACUUCCCCGGACGAGGUUCCCCAGGAGGAGUUUUACGAGAUUCUGAACAUUAUCGAGUUUUCCAGCAAACGCAAGCGCAUGUCUGUCAUCUACCGUAUGCCCGACGGCCAGAUCUGCCUCUUCACCAAGGGUGCUGACUCGAUUAUUCUGGAACGCGUGCGCGAUCCUCAGACUGGGCUGGCCGAUUUUCAGAAUCUGGAUACUCCCAUGCCCUUCACUCCCGACUCUGUCCAUGGAUACGAUGGUAUGGAUCCGCUCGCCAGCUUGGAGUACUCUAAAUCCGGAAAGUCACGGCACAACUUGAACCGAUCAUCGACUUCAGGCGCAGGAGUUGGCGGGGGCGGAGACAAUGCCGCUGGAAAGGCAAAGGGGCUCACUCAUGGACGCCAACAAUCUGGAACGUACAAAAAUUCCGGUGCUGAGGGUUAUGGUCGUUCAUCGAUCGAGGAGGAUGAUAUGGGCGCCUAUUUCUUUGGUCAAACUCCUGGUUGGACUCAGUCGGAGAUGUGGGAGUACCAGCAGACGAUGGAUCAUAUCCAGGAGUAUGCCACCACAGGACUGAGAACGCUGCUCUAUGGCCACCGAUUCCUGAGCAAGGAAGAGUACAGCCUUUGGUCCAAGAAGUAUGCGGAUGCGCAGAGCGCCCUGGACGGACGACAGGAGAAGCUGGAGCAGGUCGCCGAGCUAUUGGAACAGAACUUGGACAUGACAGGCGCCACCGCCAUUGAGGACAAGUUACAGGACGGUGUCCCUGAGACGAUUGACAAGCUCCGCCGUGCCGGUAUUCGACUCUGGAUGUUGACGGGAGACAAGCGCGAGACUGCCAUCAACAUUGGAUAUUCAUGCCGUCUUAUCAAGGACUACUCGAGCACCAUCAUUUUGGAUGUGCCCACUCAAGCACAGGCUCACAAGGCGAUGAACAAGGCGAUGAAGGAUGUGAUGAAGGGCAAGUCUCGGCAUGUGGUCGUCGUUAUCGAUGGAGCCACCUUGGGAAUCGUUGAGCAGUCGACCGAGCUGAUGGCAUUGUUUGUGGAGCUGGGUAUCCGUGCCGACUCAGUGAUCUGUUGUCGUGUCAGCCCUGCCCAGAAGGCCCUCGUUGUCAAGACUGUCCGCGCUCGAUGCAAGAACACCGUGACACUCGCUAUCGGAGACGGUGCCAACGACAUUGCCAUGAUUCAGGAGGCCAACGUCGGCAUUGGUAUCACUGGAAAGGAGGGUCUCCAAGCCGCAAGAUCGAGUGAUUACUCGAUUGCCCAGUUUCGCUUCCUUGAGCGACUUCUCUUUGUCCAUGGUCGCUGGUCCUAUGUCCGUGUGUCCAAAUUUGUCCUGGGAACUUUUUACAAGUGCGCCACCUUCUACCUGACACAGGGACUGUUCCAGAUCUUCACAGGAUUCUCUGGCACGUCCUUGUAUGAACAGUGGACGCUUUCGUUCUACAACACCUUGUUCUCGUCGUUGCCGGUCAUGGUCGUGGGUAUGUUUGAGCAGGAUCUGAAGGCGUCGACGCUCUUGCUCGUGCCUGAGCUCUACACGUUUGGACCUCGGAACAGCGGAUUCUCAUUGGUUACCUACGGGACAUGGAUGGCCGCCGCUGUUUACCAGGCGAUUGCAUCCCUGAUGGUCCCUCUCUGGAUCGCUGGUGCCAUUGGCAAGUUUGGUGUCGAGCCCGAUGACGAGUCCCUCUUCCCUAUGGGUCUCGGUGUUUACACUACGAUUGUCUUGGUCGUCACAUUCAAGAUUGCGUAUCUGGAGACGCACAACUGGUCGAUUGUCACCCAUAUCACGUCGUUCAUGACAAUCCUUGCCUGGUUCGGAUACAACACCGCCUACUCGUUCUUUUACCCUGUCCGAACUGGCGGAUACCAUGUCCGUGGUGCCUUCCAAUCAUUGGCUGCACACCUUCCCUUCUGGCUCACUAUUAUUGUGGCGUCGAUGAUUGCGAUCUUGCCCAACAUUAUGGCCAAGAUCAUCAAAGCCCAGUUGUAUCCCUCGGAUGUCGAUCUCUACCAGGAGCUGGAGAAGGAUCCCGAGGCAGUUCAGCGUUGGAAGGAAUGGGAGGUCGAGCUGGGCAACCAGGGAGCCGAGGCCGAGGGAGUGACAGGUUCCAAGAUCCAACGCCGUCUGUCGAUCGCUGCCAGUAUUGUAUCGAGGCAUUCGAGCCGUCGUGCUCCCAGUCUCUCCAGCCGCCGAGGACCCAGCAAAUCGCAGCAGGCCAUGGACGCCAACAGGAACGACUCCUUCAUGGCCGUAGGUCGCCAUUCGCAGGACGCCCGUAGAGAAUCGUUUGGUGAAGGUGCGGAUCAAGUUGGCGACCUUUGGGGACCUAGUUCGCAUCGUCGUGGAGCAAGCAGUGCCAGUCAGAUGACUCGAGACCGCCUCAGCCGCACCAGUUCUGGAAGUUCACGUGAUGCAAAGGACUCGGGACCUUGGUCGGCGACUCAGCUCCACUUUCCUCGACCACUUCCUGUUCCAGCGGACUCUGACUUCAGCAUCUCGUCUACUACGCCUCUGCAACUUGGCGUGAGGAGGUCUUCCUCUGCUGGCCAUGUCUAUGACCGCCGCAUGGUUUAA
This is a messenger RNA of Linnemannia hyalina, 4821 nucleotides long. The record is from the annotation of a GenBank genome assembly. NCBI's taxonomy places the organism in Eukaryota, Fungi, Mortierellomycota, Mortierellomycetes, Mortierellales, Mortierellaceae.